This is a messenger RNA of Thlaspi arvense, 2499 nucleotides long. The record is from the annotation of a GenBank genome assembly. NCBI's taxonomy places the organism in Eukaryota, Viridiplantae, Streptophyta, Magnoliopsida, Brassicales, Brassicaceae.
AUGGAGUCAAAGUUUCAUGCUUUUAUGUACCCAUGGUUUGGCUUUGGUCAUAUGAUUCCGUAUAUGCAUCUAGCCAACAAACUAGCUGAUAAAGGUCAUAAGGUCACUUUCUUGCUUCCCAAGAAAGCUCAGAAACAACUCCAACCUCUCAACUUGUUCCCAGACAGCAUUCUCUUCGACCCUCUUACUGUUCCUUAUGUCGAUGGUCUCCCUGUUGGCGCAGAGACAACCUCGGAUCUCCAAAGCGAGUCUAAGUUAAUCCUAUACGAUGCCAUGGAUCUUUUGCGUGGUCAGAUCGAAGUAAAGGUUCGUACUUUGAAACCAGACCUAAUCUUCUUCGAUUUUGUUGAUUGGAUUCCAGAUAUGGCUAAAAACCUUGGAGUCAAGAGUGUGUGUUACCAGAUCGUAUCCGCAGCUUUUGUAGCUAUGUUUCUUGCUCCUGGCGCUGAAUUAGGGUUUCCUCCACCAGGUUAUCCUUCUUCGAAAGUGCCAUUGCGUGGACAUGACGCUAACCUCUAUUCUCACUUCGUGAAUACCCGCCAAAUGUUUUUUGAUCGGGUCACCAGAUGCCUUAAGAACUGCGACAUCAUUUCCAUCAGGACAUGCGCAGAGAUUGAAGGUAAAUCAUGCGGUUUCAUCGAAACACAAUGCCAGAAAAAAGUUCUCUUAACCGGUCCGAUGUUCCCUGAGCCGCAAGCAAAGAGAGUCAAACCACUAGAAGAUCAAUGGAAUAAUUGGUUGAACGGAUUCGAACCAGGGUCGGUGGUGUAUUGUGCGUUGGGAACCCAUUGCUUUCUCGAAAAAGAUCAAUUCCAAGAGCUCUGUUUAGGACUGGAGCUGACCGGUUUACCGUUUUUGGUGAGGGCUAUGCCGCCGAGAGGCUCAUCAACGACUCAAGAAGCGUUACCAAAAGGGUUCGAAGAGCGGGUCAAAGGGCGUGGAACCGUUUGUGGAGGAUGGUUGGAACAGCCUUUGAUAUUGUCCCAUGGAUCAGUAGGUUGCUUUGUGAACCAAUGUGGGUUUGGUUCAAUGUGGGAGUCUUUGGUUAAUGAUUGUCAGAUUGUGUAUAUUCCACUAUUGGCUGAUCAAGCUCUCACCACAAGAUUGAUGACUGAAGAAUUCCAAGUCUCUGUGAGAGUGCAAAGAGAAGAUUCUGGAUGGUUCUCGAAGGAGAGCUUGAGAGAUGCGGUUAACUCUGUGAUGGAUAAAGAUAGUGAGAUUGGGAAAUUAGUGAAAAGGAAUCAUAAGAAGUUGAAAGAAACUUUGGUUUCUUCUUUUUGCUCUCUUAAGGAAAUGGGGUCAAAGUUUCAUGCUUUUAUGUACCCAACGUUUGCUUUUGGCCACAUGAUUCCAUAUGUUCAUCUAGCAAACAAACUAGCUGAGAAAGGUCACAAGAUCACUUUCUUGCUUCCCAAGAAAGCUCAGAAACAACUCGAACAUCUCAGUUUGUUCCCAGAGAGCAUUGUCUUCGACCCUCUUACUCUCCCUCCUGUGGAAGGUCUCCAUGCUGGCGCCGAGACACUCUCGGAUCUCCCAAACGCGGCUGGGAAAGUUAUAUCUGAUGCAAUGGAUCUCUUACGCGAUCAGAUCGAAGCAAAGGUUCGUGCUUUAAAACCAGACCUAAUCUUCUUCGAUUUUGUUUAUUGGAUUCCAGAAAUGGCGAAAGAGUUUGGAGUCAAGAGUGUGAGUUACCAGAUCGUAUCCGCAGUUUUUGUUGCUAUGGCUCUUGCACCCGGCGCUGAAUUAGGGCUUCCCCAAUCAUCAGGUUAUCCUUCCUCGAAAAUGGCGUUACGUGGACAUGACGCUAACCUCUAUUCUCUCUUCGCCAAUUCCCACCAAAGGCUUCUUGGUCGGAUCACCACAGGUCUAAAGAACUGCGAUGUAAUUUCCAUAAGAACAUGCGCGGAACUCGAAAGUAAAUAUCUUGGUUUCAUCGAAAGAGAAUGUCAGAGAAAAGUUCUCUUAACCGGUCCGAUGCUCCCUGAGCCGCAAGAGAAAAGUGGCAAGGCACUAGAAAAUCGAUGGAACCAUUGGCUGAAUGGAUUCGAACCAGGCUUGGUAGUGUUUUGUGCGUUUGGCACCCAGUUCCUUUUCGAGAAGGACCAAUUCCAAGAACUCUGUUUAGGAAUGGAGCUUACAGGUUUACCGUUUUUAAUAGCGGUUAAGCCGCCGAGAGGCUCGUCAACUAUUCAAGAAGCGUUACCAGAAGGGUUCGAAGAGGUGAAAGGGCGUGGAAUGGUAUUGACCACGAGAAUGUUGGCUGAGGAACUCGAGGUCUCUGUGAAGGUGCAAAGAGAAGAUUCCGGGUGGUUCUCUAAAGAGAGCUUGAGAGAUGCGGUUAAAUCUGUGAUGGAUAAAGAUAGUGAGAUUGGAAAUUUAGUGAGGAGAAAUCAUAAGAAAUUGCAAGAAACUUUGGUUAGUCCUGGAUUGUUGAGUGGUUAUGCUGAUAAGUUUGUUGAAGCACUGGAGAAUGAAGUCACCAACACAAAAUCGUCUUAA